Molecule: messenger RNA, 1535 nt
Organism: Papaver somniferum (opium poppy)
Lineage: Eukaryota; Viridiplantae; Streptophyta; Magnoliopsida; Ranunculales; Papaveraceae
Product: phytanoyl-CoA dioxygenase-like
Exons: 9
Coding region: 420-1271 (283 amino acids)
Molecular function (GO): phytanoyl-CoA dioxygenase activity
Source: RefSeq, a predicted model, not a curated record
ACUUAAGUUAAGAUUUGGCAUGCUGGGUGAGUCCUUCUCUGGAUGCGAUGAAACCUGAUUUUGAAUUGUCUUAUCUUCGUCCUGAGGAAGUAUUUUGGCCUAUCUACCCUGUUAGCAUUUUGCAAGUCUCGAUCUGGUCGUAAAGGUUGAAGCGUUUCGUCGUAAGAGAAAUCUAUGUUGAACUGUGUUUGAGGUUCGGACAUGGAAGCUGACGCUCAGACAUGAUAUUUGAUUUUCGUUCAAUAGAAUAUUUAUUAUUGAAAGUUUUAAACGGAUCAUUUUACGGCCGUAGAUUUGGCUUUCCCAAAAAUGAGUCGCUGGCAUCCUUUGUCUUGGCUAAAGUCUAUCUAAACUUUGUUUUGUAAGCUUAAAUACUACUACCAAGGUCUAUCAAGUCCAAAAUAUUUCCAGAAAAAAAGAUGGGAAUAACGGGAAAUCUCACUCCACAGCAAUUGGAUUUCUUCAAUAGUCAAGGGUAUAUUGUAAUAGAAUCAUUUGCAAGUCCUGAGGAAAUCAAUGGGAUGAGAGAUAGGAUGAAUGAGUUACUGGAUGGAUUUGAUUGCUCUGUUACCUCCAUAUUCUCUACCAAAAACCAGAAAGAAUCGACUGAUGAUCACUUCUUCGAGAGUGCUGAUAAGGUUUCGUUUUUCUUUGAGGAGAAGGCAUUUGACGAUGAGGGAAAACUAAAGCAGUCAAAGCAGCUCUCUAUUAACAAAGUUGGACAUGCUUUGCACGAGCAUGAACCAGUGUUCAAAAACUUCUGCAGUUCAGGGAAGUUACUGAGUAUGCUAGUCUCACUGGGUUAUAAAAGUCCAGCGAUCAUUCAGUCAAUGUACAUAUUCAAGCAACCAGGUAUUGGAGGAGAAGUAGUGCCACAUCAAGAUAACUCUUUUCUUUAUACUAAUCCCACUUCGUGCACGGGGUUGUGGUUAGCUUUAGAGGAUGCAACAGUUGUUAAUGGCUGCCUUUGGGCUAUUCCUGGAUCUCAUAAAAAUGGCCUUGUAAGAAGGUUCAUUAGAGAUGAGAAUGGGGUUCAUUUUGAUCGUCCCUCACCAGAUUAUGAUCAAAAAGACUUCGUCUCCGUUGAAGUAAAAGCUGGGUCGUUGGUGGUCAUUCAUGGCGAUCUUAUACAUCAAAGUUUUGAAAAUCAAUCCUCAAAAUCAAGACAUGCCCUAAGCUUGCACGUGGUUGAUACGAAAGAUCAUGUAUGGGCACCAGAUAACUGGCUCAGAAGAAGGGUGGAUCCUGAACCUCUUUACAUCUCGUCCUGAUCAAACAGAAGUCUCUCGAUCUUUGUUCACGAGAUUUCAGUUGAACAAAUCAGUAUCUCAAUAACUAAGUCUCUUAAUUUGUUGACCAGGUGAAAGAAGUUUGUCAUGCCUUUGUUGUAAUCUUGUUUUAUUCACUUCUUUUUAGUUUGAAUCCUCCAUCUGCAAAUAUAUAAAGGGUAGUUGUAGACUUGUAGUAAUGUACAGUACUCUUAGUUCACCUUUACCACCUACUCAAUGAUUUUACUAGGUGAUUUUUAGACUGCA